AUGGAAGGACAACUUGUUGAUCUUGGAUUUGAAGAUCCAUUCGUGGACGAAGCAUGCGAGAAUGUGGAGUUGUCAGAGGUACCUUGUCUAGGAUCAAGGAAACGGAGCAAUGAUAAUGAGUACACAAGAGGUGUAGUUAAACCAUUUCAUCAACAACAUCAACAACAUAAUGAACAACCAUUGAGAUACCCAAAGAUAUCAUUUCAAGCUGGAGAUUAUGAACAAGAUGAAGGAAUUGAUGAGCUAAUGAUGGACGAUCAAUCAUUUAAUAGACAAUCAUGCCAACCUGAUAUCAAACAACAGAAAGGCAAUGGCAAGCUAAACGACUCUAUAGACAAUGAAGAUGAUAUGAUAAAUAGCAUUAAGGAUAAAUUCAACUCUAUAUUAGACGUUGCCAAGUCCAAGUUCAUGUUCUUGUCCGGGUUCUUUGGAAGACAGGAUACACAAAAGUAUGAAUGUACUUAUGCUAUUGUAUACACCAAUGAGGAGAGGGGAAGACUGGACAUCAAUGAUCCGAUCAAGUACACUCAUGAUGAUUGUUCAGAGUCGGACAAGUUUUUGAAGGAA
Molecule: messenger RNA, 567 nt
Organism: Acytostelium subglobosum LB1
Lineage: Eukaryota; Evosea; Eumycetozoa; Acytosteliales; Acytosteliaceae
Exons: 3
Source: RefSeq, a predicted model, not a curated record